Messenger RNA from Clonostachys rhizophaga, 2475 nucleotides. The record is from the annotation of a GenBank genome assembly. Lineage: Eukaryota; Fungi; Ascomycota; Sordariomycetes; Hypocreales; Bionectriaceae.
AUGCCGCCAAAUAAAUAUGACUACGAUGACGACGACGUCGGCUCUGACUAUGGCGAGGAUUAUGGCGAAGACGAGGAGCUGAGCCCCGAGGACCAGGCUGCCAUGGAACAUGGCACUGCUGAAGUGCGCGCAGCCCUGGGAAAAAAUGCGUCAAAAAUCACACUCAAGCAAAUACAAGAUGCACUAUGGAAUUACUACUACGAUGUUGACAAGUCUGUUGCAUUCUUAAACAAAACUUAUCUUCCCACCGCACCAAAGCCUACUCCAGCAGCAGCGCCGAAGAAGAAAACUCCUGAAGGUAUGUGCGAAGACUUCUCCUUUUCUGCUGCGCAUUGUCUGUUCGGGGGUGUCUGUGGGGCAGAGCAUCAGCGUUUGGCAGGAGCUGGGAACGGAGUGGGAGAUAUUGGACUUGAUCCAGUCUUGGCAGAGUCUUUUCCGAUUUCUAGAAAGAUUGGGUUGAACCCGGGCGCGUACUUCAAUGAUAUGCCGUGGUUAAAUACGCCGCAAGACCGCCAAGCCAUCUUCAUCCAACCUUGGCGACCGCAAGGUGGGCUUCUGGGAGGUUCCGAAGGGGCCGCUGGCAUGAGCAAACUCCAGAAACUAGCUGCAGCCAGAAAGAAGAAAAAUGAGGAGAAAAAGGAGAAAGAACGGACGAAACAGACAGAGAAAGAUAUUGAGAAACUGUCAUUGUCCGAUAAGCCACUGGAGGAUCAAAUGUCGGUCCCUCCUUUAGCCAAACGCCAGAAACUUGUGCCUCCGUCCGAAGAAGAGCCUGGUACCACAGCCUCCAUACAGACUGUCAAGACUGAUGGAACGGAUGAACUUGCUGGGAAAGCCACAGAACCGGAAGACCAGGAAGAUGUACUCACUGGUACUGUUGAUGCUGCUGUUGUUGUGGAUAAGGCCGCCCCUUCGGCCUUUGCUCGAACGCUGUUUGGCUCUGCUCCUGGGAAGCGUCCGUCGCGGGAUGUGUUCCCCAUGCCAUACACAUCAUCGUCGUCAUACUCCUCCAAAACGUUUUCAGAACCUAGCCCCGAUGAUAUUGUGUUUGCAGCUCAAGCCAAAGCGGGAAAGAAGGCCCCGGGCCCUUCAAAGACCUCUAAGAAAGACACCAAAGAGGGAGAAAACGGUCGCAAAGAGGAUUUGUCGGACAGCGUCUCAAGUCUGAAAAUCAGCGAGGCCCCUCCGCCUAAGAACAAGGGGUUAGAUGUUGUGAAGGAGUUUGAGAAGAGCUCAAGUAAAAGGAGUAUUAGUUUCGUGGUGGUUGGACAUGUUGAUGCGGGCAAGAGCACACUCAUGGGACGCCUCCUGCUGGAACUGAAGCAUGUCGAGCAAAGAACAGUGGAUAAGUACCGAAGACAGGCUGAGAAGACUGGGAAGCAGUCCUUUGCCCUUGCCUGGGUGAUGGACCAAAGAGCGGAGGAGCGAGAUCGCGGUGUUACGAUCGACAUCGCCACAAAUUUCUUCGAGACGGAGCAAACCAAAUUCACCAUUCUGGAUGCACCAGGCCAUCGAGAUUUUGUGCCCAAUAUGAUUGCUGGAGCAAGUCAGGCCGAUUUUGCCAUCCUAGUCAUUGAUGCAAACACUGGUGCAUACGAAAAGGGUCUGAAAGGACAGACAAGAGAGCAUGUGUUGCUUCUACGCAGCAUUGGUGUUCAGCGGAUCGUGGUGGCGGUCAACAAGUUGGACAUGGUAGGAUGGUCGAAGGACAGAUUUGAUGAGAUUAUCCAAGAGGUGUCUGGUUUCCUCACUGGAUUGGGAUUCCAGGAGAAGCACGUGAGCUUCGUUCCCAUCUCUGGGUUGAACGGCGACAACAUAGUCAAGCCGAUUGAAGACAAGGCCGCCUCAUGGUACACAGGUUCUACGCUGCUUGAAGCUUUGGAAAGCUCAGAAGCCUCAAGUGCGAGGGCAUUGACUAAGCCGCUUCGCAUGGCGAUAUCUGAAGUCUUUCGCUCUCAGCAAGGAACAACAACCUUGUCGGGCCGAAUAGACUCAGGAACAAUGCAAGUUGGCGACGUGUUAGUCGUUCAACCAAGUGGCGAGACGGCCUACAUCAAGUCUAUUGUGGUGGACAAGGACACGCAAGACUGGGCAGUGGCGGGCCAGAAUGUCAACUUGGCGUUGACAGAUAUCGACCCUAUUCACAUCAGGGUCGGUGAUAUUCUUUGCCACCCCACUGACUCAAUCUCUUGCGAUGACUCAUUCACUAUGAAGGCGAUGGCGUUCGACCAUCUACUACCUUCCCCGGUGGACCUUCACCGAGGUCGUCUGCAUGCGCCAGGACGUAUACAGAGCAUAGUUGCCACGCUGGACAAGGCUACGGGAGAUGUGGUAAAGAAGAAGCCCAAGGUUGUCCAGCCAGGCAGCGUGGCAAGGAUAACUAUCAAACUCGAAUCUAAGGUUCCGCUCGAAGCUGGCCAGCGAGUGGUUAUUCGCAGUGGUGGCGAGACAAUUGCAGCUGGGCUGUUGGAGUAG